Carcharodon carcharias (great white shark) is the source of this 2038-nucleotide messenger RNA. It is a transcript of the gene ubac2, whose product is annotated as UBA domain containing 2. Gene Ontology annotation, molecular function: serine-type endopeptidase activity; protein binding. Gene Ontology annotation, cellular component: membrane. The coding region runs from base 23 to 1057 and encodes 344 amino acids. The transcript has 10 exons. NCBI's taxonomy places the organism in Eukaryota, Metazoa, Chordata, Chondrichthyes, Lamniformes, Lamnidae. The record is from RefSeq and is a predicted model, not a curated record.
GCCAAGGCGAGGGGGCGGGACGAUGUUCUCCGGUACCGGCUCCAGCGGCCUGUAUAAAGCCCCCCUAUCCAAGAGUCUUAUGGUGAUCUUAAGUACUUUGGCCUUUAUUUUAACUGUACCUCUUCAGCAGUACCAGCAGUACUUCAUCUAUAACCUACAAGCAAUAAAACAAGAUCAUGAGAUAUGGAGAAUCAUCUCUGCUAGGACUGUUUGUCUCGACCUGAAAGACUUAUUCUGCAGUUGCAUUCUUAUUUACAAUUUUAGAAUAUUUGAAAGAAGAUAUGGUAGCCGAAAGUUUGCAUCUUUCCUUCUGGGUUCCUGGGUGCUGUCUGCAGUUAUGGACUUACUGCUAGUGGAAGCCCUACAACAUACACUUGACGUGUCUGUGAGCAUCUUGCCAUCUGGUUUUCUGGGCCCCAUCUUUGCACUGUUCGUGCCUUUCUACUUCUCCAUUCCAAGUGUUCAAGUGACGCAAAUCCUGGGCAGGUUUUCCAUAACAAACAAGACCUUGGUCUACAUUGUGGGUCUACAGCUUUUGACGUCUAGUACCACGAUAUGGAUUUUGGCCUUGAGUGGACUGUUUUCUGGAAUUGUUUACCACUACAAUGUGCUGAAGGUGCAGCAAUUAUUUAGUGUACCAAAGUGGGUAACCAGAUGUGCCUCGUUUACCCUUGAACCCCUCUUCUCAUCUGCUGAUCCCACCCAUGAGACCCCCAUAGGAAUGGGCGCAACCCUGGAAAUUCAGAGACAGCAGAGGAUGGAACUGCUGGAUCAGCAACUCAUGCUGGCUCAGCUUAACCAGAACAACAGAAGACGUCGAUGGCAGGGUGGCUUGAUUAACUGGAAUCGGCUCUUUCCUCCACUACGCAACAGAUUUCCUUCCAACAAUCAACAACAAGAGAGUGAACCGAACCGACCUUCAACAACUGCUGCAGUUUCUGAAGAACAAGUGGCGAGGCUGAUGGAAAUGGGUUUUUCUCGAGUCGACGCUAUGGAAGCUCUGAGAGCUACUAACAAUGACCUUAAUAUGGCCACCAACUUCCUACUUCAGCACUAACAGGAGCAGAUCCCGUUGCCCAACAGCCAUUCUAUUCUCAACAUUCUCCACACUCAAAAACUCCUGUUUUGUUCAACAUCCAGGCAGAAAGAUCUACCAUGAUGUGGAUUAUACAUUACAUAUUUUACACCCUGUAGGAAAUAUGCAGCGGCUAAUUUUCACAUUGGCAUUUCAGUGGAUCCUGCACCUUUGCCUCAAUGGCACACCUUCACAUAGUUCACAAAUACAGAUGAAGAAAAAAGAAUUUACAUUUAUAUAACACCUUUCACACCUACAAGAUGUCCCAAAACACUUUACAGCCGAUUAAAUACUUAUUGAAGUUUAAUGUAGGAAACAGGACAGGUGGUGGCAGAGCAAUAUUGUCACUAUAUUGCUCUAGUACUCCAGAGACCCCGGGUUCGAAUCCCACCAUGGCAGAAGUUGAAAUUUGAAUUCGAUAAAAACCUGGAGUCAAAAGUCUAAACCGUGGCCAAUUGUUGUUAAAAAAAAACCCACCUCCUUUAGGGAAGGAAAUCUGCCGUCCUUACCUGGUCUGGCCUACAUGUGACUCCGGACCCACAGCAAUGUGAUUAAAUACCUUCUGAACAAGAGACGAGCAAUUAGGGAUGAGCUAUAAAUGUUCGCCUAGCCAGUGAUGUCAACAUCCCAUGAACGAAUUUUAAAGAAGUCAAUCUGAGCACAAGCUUCUACAAACCACAAUGUGUUAAUCAUCAGAUUUUAUUUUUUUAGUGAUGUUGGUUGAGUUGGAAUACUCAAUGCGUAUUGUCCAGAACUCCACUGCUCUUCGUCAAAAAGAACCUUUUUGAUUUAUAUAUGUACAGUGGCCUCAGUUUAAUGUUUGAUCCCUCAGUACGAGUCAGCCUAGAUUUUGGGCUGAAGUCUCUGGAGUGGGACCCAAACUUUCUAACUCUGAGACUUUAACUAGAUAUGAUGUUAAAUACUUUUCGUUCUGAGAUUGUGCAAAUAAAUAGCUAUGAGUUA